Molecule: messenger RNA, 2953 nt
Organism: Musca vetustissima
Lineage: Eukaryota; Metazoa; Arthropoda; Insecta; Diptera; Muscidae
Product: ATP-dependent DNA/RNA helicase DHX36-like
Exons: 10
Coding region: 1-2952 (983 amino acids)
Cellular component (GO): nucleus; cytoplasm; intracellular anatomical structure
Molecular function (GO): DNA helicase activity; ATP binding; G-quadruplex RNA binding
Source: RefSeq, a predicted model, not a curated record
AUGAAUCGCAACCGUGGUCACGGUCGUGGCCGUCGUGGAGGAGGUGGUGGUUAUGGAGGCGGCUAUAGUGGUCAUGGCCAUGGUGGAGACGUUGAUGGUGCAAGCGGAUAUGGUGGUCAUGGCCGCGGUGGUGGCGGUCGACCACCUGGUCUAAGUGGCCGCGAAAUCGGCAUGUAUUAUCGCAAUUUAAGCAUGCGGAAAAAAGAUGAGGAACAACGUACCGGGGCCAUACGUCUUAAUCCCUCUGUGGACAUACCACCAGGUGUUCUAAGUCAAGUUCAUAAAUGUUUGGAAGCAUUUGAACAACAAAAUCAAGAUGAACAAGUUUGUCAUCAAUUCCAGGAACAUUUUCACAAUUUACUUCAUGUUAGCUUUGAAGAAUUCUUGGAAAAGGCUAAGGCAAAUUUUGAUUUAAAACCCGAAUCUAAUGUGGAACAUAGUCAGCGCCUUAAAUUGGAAUUGGAAAGUAAAAAUGACAAUGAAGAAUAUCUAAAGAAAUUAAAAAUGCGCCAAAAACUUCCGGCCAUGCAACAGUCGGAAAAUAUUUUAAAAUCGAUACGAGAAAAUCAAGUAGUUUUGGUUGUGGGCAGUACGGGUUGUGGUAAAACAACACAAAUACCUCAGCUGAUAUUGGACGAACUUAUUGCGGCAAAUAAAGGUAACACAUGUCGCAUUGUAUGCACCCAACCGAGAAGGAUAUCAGCGAUAUCGGUGGCCGAACGUGUGGCAUAUGAACGUCAUGAAUCGUUGGGAAGUUCGGUAGGCUAUCAAAUUCGUUUGGAAAGUCGCAUGCCACGUGAAAAUGGUUCCAUUUUAUACUGCACCACUGGUAUUUUGCUGCAGAAGAUGCAAACAGAUCCACUGAUGAGUGAUUUAACCACAAUUAUAUUGGAUGAAAUACAUGAACGUAGUGUUGAAACGGAUCUACUAAUGGGUCUUUUAAAAAUUAUUUUACCAUAUCGUCCAGAUCUGAAAGUGAUUUUAAUGAGUGCCACCGUAUCGGAGCAAACCUUUUGUGAAUAUUUUAAUAAUUGUCAUACGUUGUAUAUACAUGGUACCCUAUUCCCGGUAGAUGUUCUAUAUUUAGAAGAUAUAUUACAAGAAACAGGUUAUACAAAUUUUCAAAAUGACUGCUUGGCAUCGGGCAAACCCCAGAGGGGCCAUAACCCGAGGCGAAAACAUGAAAAACAAGUAUCGGAAAAGAAUUUUCAAUACACCCAUAUGAUUGAUUCGUAUGUCUCGACAAUGAAGGAUAAAUACGAUAGACAAGUUAUUGACACAUUACGACGUUAUUCAGAUUCUGAAGGAUGUGCUAAUUUAAAUUUUCUAGAAUAUUUAAUAUUUUAUAUAUGUGAAAAUAAGCCGCCAGGGGCUAUAUUAGUUUUCCUACCAGGUUAUGAACGCAUUUCGAAAUUAAAUGAUCAACUGCAGAGGCCAUCGAAUCCACGGCAUCAACGUUUGGCUGAGACGAUACAAAUAUAUCCCUUGCAUUCGAUGAUGCCAACGGUCAAUCAAAGAAAUGUUUUUGAACCCCCGGCACCGGGUAUACGUAAGGUAAUUUUAUCCACAAUUUUGGCUGAAACAUCCGUGACCAUUGAAGAUGUGGUCUAUGUUAUAAAUACAGGACGUACCAAAGUCAAUGAUUAUGAUAUCGAACAAAAUAUCCAAACACUGCAAGAAGAUUGGGUUAGUUUGGCUAAUUCGAAACAACGUAAGGGUCGUGCUGGUCGUGUUCAACCGGGCGUGUGUUAUAAUUUAUAUACAAGAGUACGCGAGAAAUCGAUGAGUGAGAUUCCAUUGCCGGAGAUUUUGCGAACCAAAUUGGAAUCGAUAAUAUUGCAUUUGAAGCUACUGCACAUUAAGGAACCGUACGAUUUUCUAAAGACAUUGAUAAAUGUUCCCGACAUUCGGGCAAUUAACCAUGGCUUAAGACUUUUGAAAUGUAUAGAUGCCCUAGACAAUGAAUCGAAUUUAACACCCUUGGGUUUACAUUUAGCCCGUUUACCUAUUGAUCCACAAAUGGGUAAAAUGAUUUUAAUGGCUGCCUUAUUUCGUUGUUUGGAUCCCAUUACAUCUGCCGCUGCUGGAAUAUCUUUCAAAAGUCCCUUUUAUACACCAUUGGGUUUGGAGAAAAAGGUGGAUAAUAUAAAACGGGAAUUGGCUGAAAAUUCCAAAAGUGAUCACCUAUUGAUUCACAAUGUCAUCAAAGGCUAUCGUAUUGCCUCACAGCAAGGACGAGAUUCGAAUUAUUGCUAUAAUAACUUUUUAAGUAAAUCGACCGUGACACAAAUUGAAAAUAUGAAGAAACAAUUUGCUGAACUUUUAAGAAAUUCAAGCUUUUUGGAAUCGGCCGACUGUUGUGCCCGAAUUUCCAAUACUAAUUCGGAAAAUAUUCCCUUGCUUCGAGCAAUUAUUGCAUCAGGUCUAUAUCCAAAUUUGGCAUUUUUAAGAAAGGUGAAACGUGUUGGUCGCCAUGUCCAUGCCAUACACAGUAUGUCAACACCCGUGGAUCGUAAAGUCAAUUUUCAUCCGUCAUCGGUAAACAGUGGUGAAGGAUCUUUUGAUGCGAAUUACUUUGUUUAUUUCCAAAAACAACGGACGUCAAAAGUAUAUCUGUUAGAUGCCACAAUGGUGUUUCCCAUGGCUUUGCUGAUAUUUGGUGAUGGUGUUAAACAGGGUGAAUUGUCACCACGUGAACCUUAUAUAAGUGUGGCAGAUAUUUAUUUUUUCAAAUGCGAUCGCGAAUCUUCUCAUGUGAUAUUAAAGUUGCGACAACUCCUUGGUGUUUUGUUAAGGAAAAAGGCUAUGCAUCCCUCGCCCAUAGAACCGAAUAGCAGUGACGAACAGUUGAUAAAAGCCAUACACUUGCUACUUUCUUUGGAUGAUAUGGUUGAAUAUGUAGAUCAAUAUCCAACAGAUGAAGAGGACGAUUAUGAUAACGAAGAUUACUAAA